UAAUGUUCCUCCAAAAGAUGACGUCAGAAAUAUAUGAUGACAUCGUUAGUGCAGUUUAUCUUCUAAAUCUAAUCUAAAUGGAGGCGUCCUUGAGGUCCAGGCUGUCAAACACUGUGAUAAGGAUCUUUACACAUCUGUGCCGUGGAUGUGCACCGACUUUGGUCAACAUCAUAAAAGUAUCAAUGGGGGAAUGGCCUUUUUGUUGCUUAGACACCAUGUGCACUUCUUCCAAAUCAGAAAAAAAUGCAUUUCUUUACUUUUAUUUCAUUUUACGAUCUUAAUUAAAUCAUGAAGAAUUGUCAUGAGUUACUAAAAGCAGAGUCUAAACCAGCGACAACUUCUCCAGUUUGUUCUCUCUGGUCUUUAUCCUGGCCCUCUGGCACUGGUGCGCGUCUGUUUGCCGGUCUGUGACAUGAAUUGUUUGGGGUGCCGCGCACUCAGAGACCAUGUGGGCGUGUUUCUCUCAGCCCAACACUCUACGCUCUUGUUUGGAGUCCAGAGCGCAAAACGGGCUUCUUCUGGUGAGACCAUAGAGCGCAAAAGUAUCAGCUCUCCAACCCUGACGCGCAACACCGUCUCUGGCUCCGGCGGCUCCCCCGAAUCACACUCGUACCGAGCACGGGGGAUAUAAAGAGAGAGUUUACCCAAACUUCCCCUAGUUCAUCAUUCAGCCAUGGACGCGUCUAGAGUGGUAACGCUAUAUCUGGGCCUGCUUCUUGUUUUUCUUUGGAAUAUACCGUGUUUCCAGUCUGCUGCUAUUAUCUCUCCCUCUGCGCCGAGGAGGAGCAGAGGAGCGAGGAUCCCUCAUCCACACGGACAAAGGUCACCCAAAUUCUUAAAAGACGUCUUCGCGUCUGGACACCCGGUCACGGGUCACCACAAAGACGACUCCAAGGACGCUAUUGUGCCGCACGAAUACAUGCUCUCCAUAUACAGGACUUACUCGGCUGCAGAGAAGCUCGGACUAAACGCAAGUUUUUUCCGCUCCUCUAAAUCUGCCAACACCAUAACGAGUUUCGUGGACAGGGGAACAGACGAUCUUUUGCACUCUCCUCUGAGAAGACAGAAGUAUCUGUUUGAUGUCUCAACCCUUUCAGACCAGGAGGAGCUGGUGGGCGCGGAAUUAAGGAUAUUCAGGAGAGGGUCCCGGGACCUGCAGGCUCCUCUGCAGACCAGGGGCCUCUACGACAUCCAGAUCUAUCCUUGUCGCUCGGACACGUUGCUGGACUCCAGGUCUCUGGACCCGCUGGACUCUACCAAACCCGGGUGGGAGGUUUUGGACUUGUGGGAAAUGUUUAAACCGCACCAGCACCGCUCUCAUCAGAGGAGCCAGAUCUGCUUCCAGCUCAGGGUCACCCUCGCCAAAUCAGACACCGAGGUGGACCUUAGGCAGCUGGGGCUGGACAGGAGCGGCCGGUCCCAGCAGGACAAGGCCAUCCUAGUGGCCUACACCCGUUCCAAGAGGAGGGAAAACCUCUUCAACGAGAUGAAGGAGAAGAUCAAAUCUCGGAGGUCUGUGGGUGAGAAGGAGGAAGCGCCAGCGGCAGACGCACUGAGCGCGCUGAAGGAGGAGGAGGAGGAGGAGGGAGUUCCUCCAAAGCGCUUUAAAGGAGAAGGGCCCCGGCGCAGGAGGAGGACUGCGCUGAGUAACCGGCACGGUAAACGGCACGGGAAGAAGUCCAAAUCCAGGUGCAGCAAAAAGGCGCUGCAUGUGAAUUUCAAAGAACUGGGCUGGGACGAUUGGAUCAUCGCGCCUCUGGAUUACGAGGCGUAUCACUGUGAGGGUGUGUGCGACUUCCCCCUGAGGUCGCACCUGGAGCCCACCAACCACGCCAUCAUACAGACGCUAAUGAACUCCAUGGACCCCAACAGCACCCCACCCAGCUGCUGCGUCCCCACCAAACUCAGCCCCAUCAGCAUCCUGUACAUAGACUCAGGAAACAACGUGGUGUACAAACAGUAUGAGGACAUGGUGGUGGAGCAGUGCGGGUGCAGGUAGCGGCCAUUGUGUGUCUGAAAACUAUUAGAGACAGAGACAAGUCAAAAGUGUCUUGAUGGUUCCCAGGUCGAAGAUAAAUAAGCCCUCACAUGUCUGUCAUGCUUUCAGGCAUGACGCGCCGUGUCUCCACUCAAAGAGAUGCGCAGCAGACAAGAAGAGAGGCGAAUAUCUCGUUAUUUAUGCAGCCAAUUCAAAUAUAAAUACUCUGCCUUAAAGUGUUAACGCACAUUUAUUCCCAUCCACACGUUAGCACUCCCCUAACAGGCUUCCGUUUCCCAGAUUGGGACCCGUCCUGAUGGCAGAGAGAUUCGGGGACAUGGUGCGCGUGUGGGUGUAUGUUAGCGAAAUAAGAUGGGAGCCCAGUGAGUCCGACUGUGCACCUGUUCGUGCCGAGGCCGCAGGACAGUGGACUCUGCCUGAAGAGGCAGCGGGUCAGUGUGUGCGUCCAGAUGGAGUCAGAAAUCACUGAGUUGCACAAGUCCCUGUUCAUCACUAUUUUAUAGACGCGUUAUAAUCACCACAUGAAAAGGUACACACAAAGGCACACACUGGGCUGUGAUAUGGUUGUAAUGCCUAGAAGAGAUUUUCGGUGGGACUCUCGGAGGGCGCGCCACAGAGGACGCGUCGUGCGCCUUUGUGCACAGAGAUCACUGAUCCAAACUUGUGCCUGAUUGUUGUUAAAGAAGGAAAAUAAGAAAGAAAGGAGAAAUUAGUGAAUGAAAUAAAGGAAAGAGCUCCUUACUGAGGCGAACCUUUUGCUCAAACGUCUGCAUCUUUACGCAAUGCACUUCCAAAAACUGACAGCGCCAAGGACACGCGGUCAGCGAGAAAGUUUGUCCUUCCUGACGAUGAUGAAUAUAUUAAAAUGAAAAGAAAGACUCACAGAUGAGACGCUAUUUAAAUGCACAUUAGCUUUGAAUGCACUGCUGUUCACUAUUUUUGUUGAGCUGUAAAUAUUUGUACAGUGGAAAAGAGAAAAAACUUUACAAAGUGCAACUAAAGAAGAAAUGGGAAAA
This is a messenger RNA of Cynoglossus semilaevis (tongue sole), 3015 nucleotides long. It is a transcript of the gene gdf6a, whose product is annotated as growth differentiation factor 6a. Gene Ontology annotation, molecular function: cytokine activity; growth factor activity. The record is from RefSeq and is a predicted model, not a curated record. The transcript has 2 exons. Gene Ontology annotation, biological process: BMP signaling pathway. Lineage: Eukaryota; Metazoa; Chordata; Actinopteri; Pleuronectiformes; Cynoglossidae. Gene Ontology annotation, cellular component: extracellular region. Bases 674 to 1999 code for a protein of 441 amino acids.